CGAUGCUCGACCAGGUCUGAAAUUGCCCACCCAAAUUCUGUGAAACUCAACAAGGAUCAUGCAUUUCUUUGUUUGCUACGACAAACAUGGUGACAAGCACACCUCCGAAAAAUACUCCUCGUCAAAAUAAGCUUUGGAAAUAUAAGAGGUCAUCUCGCAUCUAUCUUGAUUGAAAGGAGAUGAUUAUUCACCUUUGUUCGUUGACAAUUCGCUGUAUCGCGGGCACACAAGUCGCUUCUACCAGGUGAAAAUGGCUAAGACCACAGCAUUCCGGCCUUUACUCCCUGCUGCUACACCGCCAUCUCGAAUCCUGAGUGCAAAGGGUUCUGGUCCCACACAGACUCGUCGGUCAUCAGCUUGUUUAAAGUGUCGUAAGAAACGUGUUAAGUGCGUCGGCUCAUCACCCUGUCAAGCCUGCGCUGGGUCCGGAUCAGCCUGCAUCUUUGAACCGUUCAAAGAUAGACGUAGGAAAGCAGCUCUCAUCAAUGCAGAGCAGUCUAAUAAGAGAUACCAGGAACUAUUGAAGCAGCUGAUUGGCACUUUGAUGUUUGGUGACGAUGAACAAAUCUCUGCGUUGAAGGAAUUUGUUAGAUACCAUGCUUCUGUGGAGAGUUGCUUAGACCUCCUGGGUUCGGAGGACCAGCCAAGCUCAUCCCCCUCAGAAACAAGGUAG
Messenger RNA from Aspergillus homomorphus CBS 101889, 673 nucleotides. RefSeq names its product Zn(II)2Cys6 transcription factor domain-containing protein. Gene Ontology annotation, molecular function: DNA-binding transcription factor activity, RNA polymerase II-specific; zinc ion binding. Gene Ontology annotation, biological process: regulation of DNA-templated transcription. Bases 251 to 673 code for a protein of 140 amino acids. The record is from RefSeq and is a predicted model, not a curated record. The transcript has 3 exons. NCBI's taxonomy places the organism in Eukaryota, Fungi, Ascomycota, Eurotiomycetes, Eurotiales, Aspergillaceae.